Molecule: messenger RNA, 3609 nt
Organism: Hylaeus volcanicus
Lineage: Eukaryota; Metazoa; Arthropoda; Insecta; Hymenoptera; Colletidae
Product: transient receptor potential channel pyrexia
Exons: 5
Coding region: 760-3573 (937 amino acids)
Biological process (GO): transmembrane transport; monoatomic ion transport
Cellular component (GO): membrane
Molecular function (GO): protein binding; monoatomic ion channel activity
Source: RefSeq, a predicted model, not a curated record
UAAACAUACAUGCAGAUAAAGUUUCUUGUAUUUCUAUAUAAGAGAAAAUAAAUAAAAAAUCGCAGUAUUCUAGAAUAGUAAUGGCAAUACUUUGUAGUAGGAAGGGGAAGAAUUAAGAGAGAAUAGCAGUGUGUCUGAAAAUAACUUCAGUCCUGUGCCACGCUUCAAUGGGAGUACUGAAUGUGCUUUUAAGCUGCCUUAUACUUGACACUGUCAAAGUUUUUGUUUACGUUUGAAAUCGCGUAUUAUAAAUAUUUAAAUUUCAUAAUGUGAUACUCGUGGUAGCUACAUGUUUUUGCAUUUAAGUAAAGUAUUAUUUGUGAAUACAUUUAUAAUUUAAAAGACUGUGCAAAUAUUAUUUAAAUCAUUUAAACAAUUGAUUCUUGAUCUUUAAGUAUAUUAAUGAUAUAAAAAAAAUAAAAUAACACGCAAGUACAAUUAUUUCCUCAAAGGAUGUUGUUAUCAGUUACAUGAAAAAGAAUGUAUCCUGGAAGUAAUUUCACAAAGUAUAUACAAAUGUUACAUAUUAGUGUUAACAGGAAAUGAAAUAUUUUGCAAGGAAAAAAUUUUGUAACAGGAAACCCCCUCUUACUGUACACUUCUACCAAGUAGUGGAAGCUAAAUAUAUGCCAGUUGUGUUUUAUAAACACCAAGGAACACGCGUGUUCUUGCUCUAAAUCAUACAGGCAACUGAAAUAGUUUUUAAGUACUUGAAAUUUAAGGCAGGUGGUGCACUAUAUGCAACGUAAAUAAGAUAGAAUGUCAAUUCUAAAGAAGAAAACUCUUCUACACAGAUUUCUAAGUAAUAGCAUUUCUCAAGAUAAAUUAAAUGCCGAACAUAUAAUGGGAACGCCAUCCAUCGUUAUUAAUGAUAUAGAAGAUUCUGAGCAUAUUUGGAUGACUGACAUGGAUGCAAGUAGUAUAAGUUCUGAGAACAGCUCUGAUUCUACUGCCUAUCAUAUAAGAGAAAGACAAAUAACAAAUCUACAACCUUGGACUAAAGACGAGAUCGUUUCGGCUCUAUCUAAUCUUCCAGCAGGGGAACAUGCUCUCUCUGUUAUUCCUACCCUUCAUGGUGAUACUUUGCAUAAAGCUCUAAAUGAAUUUUUAGAUAAUGAAUGCAAUGAAGUGAAAUUAAAUGUUAGGAAACUUUCUACAUCUUCGUUUGCAAAUGGGUACAAUGAUGAAUGUAUUCAAAAUGCAUUAACUAUUGAAAAUGAAGCAGCAGCAAAUGCAACUAUUCCUCAACUUUUUAAGAGAUGGCCAAACACUUGUCUCUUGGUUUCUUGUUAUGUAGGUCAUGUUGAAGUGGUAAAGGUUUUAUUAAAUAAGAAUGCAACAGUUACAACAAGAGAUAGCGACGGCAGGACACCAUUACAUUUAGCCGCUUGCGCAGCUUCGGUUAAAAUUGUAGAAGAGUUAUUAAAGCAUGGUGCAAAUCCACACGAGUGGGACUUCAAUAAAAAAUGUACACCUUUACAUUGUGCUGCAGCUAUCGGAAACAUCGCUUGCGUUAAGUGCUUAAUAAAAUCAAAAGCAGAUGUAAACGCUGGACUAUCCGGAAAAAGUCCUCUUUACUAUGCUGUUCUAAGUAAUGCAACAGAUUGUGUUGAAGCUUUAUUGGAAGCAGGUGCCUCUCCUAACAAUCCACAGGUUUAUACAGAAACGCCACUGCAUGUAGCAGCUAGUUUAGGUUCUGUUACAUGCACAAAAUUGUUAUUGAACUAUGGCGCGGACGUGAGAGUACAGUUUGGUUCUACUAGAUCGACUCCAUUACAUUUAGCAGCAGAGGAAGGUAGCUCGGAAUGCACAAAAUUACUACUAGAUGCCGGUGCCGCGUGCGAGUCAAAAAAUUUCAGAGGUCAAUCGCCGCUGCACAUGGCAGCCUUGUCCCAGUCUGCAGAAACUGUAGAUGUACUUAUAAAAUCCGGUGCUAAAGUCAACGUAGAAGAUAACGAUGGUCGUAUUCCAUUGCACGCUGCGGUUGCGAAAGCUACUAGAGGAAUAGAACUUGUCAAGAUGUUGAUACAGGCUGGUGCUUUGAUCAAUAAAGCAGACAAAUUCGGCUAUACGCCCUUGCAUAUUGCGGCACUGAACGAAAGUUCAUCAACAGUGAUGAUGUUAUUAUCAAAUGGAGCAGAUGUUACUGCUAGGACAAAGGGUGGUAUAUCUGCAUUAAGUUUCAUUGUACGCAGAACACCGGAUGUAUUGCCGCGAUUUAUUUCACGUUUGGAUCAAGCAAUUUCUUUACACGAUCACGAAUUGGGCGAUGUUGAUUGCGAAUUGAGAUUAGAUUUUCGACCAUUGGUGCCAGGUGGCAGAGGGGAAACAGAUUUACUGCUGUGCCUCGUAGAAGUCGGGCAAAGACAUGUAUUGAAACACCCUUUAUGCGAAAGUUUUCUUUAUUUGAAAUGGUUAAAGAUUCGUAAAUUUUUUUUAAUAAGUUUAAUAUUUCAUUCCAUCUUUGUUGGAUUUUUUACAGCUUAUAUCGCGGUAACAUACUUUUGGAAUGUUGAGGAGCUUAAACAAAUAUUUUUUUGGCCGGUACUGAUAUUUACCGUAGCACUCGCGAGCAAAGAAGUUUUUCAAAUGGCUCAUGGUGUAUGGAUUUAUACUAAAAGAUGGGAAAAUUGGCUUCAAUGGAGCGUUGUUUUAGUAUCAAGUAUAGUAUUAAUUAUGCCAACUCGGGACUGGCAACAUCACGUAGCUGCUUUAGGCAUUCUGCUAAUUUGGAUAGAAUUAAUGAUGGUAGUUGGAAGAUUUCCAAUGUUCGGUCUUUACAUACAGAUGUUUACUCAAGUGUCCAUUAACUUUUUCAAAUUUCUUGGUGCUUACAUAUGCCUUAUAAUAGGUUUUUCUUUAGGGUUCAGUGUAUUACAUAAGAAUUAUAAGUCAUUUACUAAUCCUUUGGUCGGUCUAUUGAAAACUAUUGUAAUGUUGUCUGGAGAAUUAGAAUUUGAAGAUGUAUUUUUUGAUAAUGAUGCACCAGUAUUAUAUUCUGGUACAGCUCAUUUAAUGCUUCUAUGUUUUGUCAUCUUAGUAACAGUAAUUUUAACAAAUCUAAUGAUGGGCCUUGCUGUAUCAGAUAUACAAGAAUUACGAAGAUGCGCGGGAUUAGAUAGAUUAGUACGCAGAGCAGAAUUAGUGGCACACUUAGAAAGUAUGCUGUUUUCUAAGCUUCUAGAUCGUGCUCCAAAUAAAAUAAUGAAAACAUGUAGACAGGGAGCGCUUCUUUUACGUCCACCACAUCAUUGUGCAAUUCAUAUUCGACCUAAUGACCCCCGUGAAAACCGUUUACCGCGAGAAUUAAUAAAAGCUAUUUAUCGCCUAGUUAGUGAAAAAAAGAACCGUAAUACACCAAUGAAAAAUCCAUCUAGAUACAGUACAAAUAAUACUGAAGCCAGGAAUUCCAGAUUAAGUAGACUUUAUAGUACUACUUCCACAAAUGAUAACAAUCAACAGCAACUGACUGAAUUAGCUAUCGAAUUAAAGAGAUAUUCAUAUAAUAUUGGUGCACGUCUAGAUAAUUUAACUAAUAAAAUAGAAAGUAUUGUUACGGAUUAUAGUAAAUGAGUAACAUACUCGAUACUUAAUACUAUUAUAUUUUUC